CCUUGAGUAAAAAGUUUCUACCAAAAUAAAAUAAAAUAAAAUAAUAAUAAAGAAAAUUGUGUUUUUAAGCGGCGAAGAAGAACACAGUCGAAAUCGCUCCCUUCAUUUUCUCCUCAUUCUUCCAUCGUUCCUCCAAUGGAGAUUAAGCGGAAAGGCAAAGUACACCCGUCACCGUCGCCAUCGUCUUCCUCCUCCGUCUUCAAGCUACUUCCGGCCGCUAUUUUGGCCCUAAUCUCCGUCCUCUCCCUCGAGGAACGCGAAGUUUUGGCUUACAUGAUUGCCAGGUCCAUCCAAUCCUCCGCAUUCGCUUCCACUCGCGAUUCCAGGAAGAAAUCCGCCAGAAAAGCUUCAAUCAAUGGCGGAAUCGCUACCAUUACUUCCGGCAACCACAAAACUCCGAUGUUCUCUUGCGAUUGCUUCUACUGCUACACCGCCUACUGGUGCCGCUGGGACUCCUCUCCCAAUCGCGACCUCAUCCACCACGCCAUUGACGCCUUCGAAGAUCACUUGCCGAUCGCCGAGAAGCCGAAGAACAACGCCGCCCGAGCCAAGCGGCGACACAGAAUCCGCAAUCAAGCCAUCGACAAGUCCGUUCCAGUAGUUCAAUGUCCGCCGCUGGAGCCCGACCAGUGCUCCGCCGUCCUUCCGCCUUCGCCGGAGCGCGACGACGGAGGCGAAGGAAGCCUGGCGGCGGAGGAUGGGGAGAGCGGUGCAGCGGAGGACGUGAGCACCGCCGCCGCCGCCGACCAUCAGAAGGGUUUGGCGACGAUUGUGGUGCCGGACGUGUUGCGGUAUUUCAAAUCCCGUUUUAGUAGUCUGUGGAAUCCGAAUACGAAUCCAUAAAUUAUUUUU
Momordica charantia (bitter melon) is the source of this 852-nucleotide messenger RNA. RefSeq lists its product as uncharacterized. The record is from RefSeq and is a predicted model, not a curated record. NCBI's taxonomy places the organism in Eukaryota, Viridiplantae, Streptophyta, Magnoliopsida, Cucurbitales, Cucurbitaceae.